AUGGACGCUGGAAUCAUAUCUCUCGAUGGCAACCGGGUUAGGUUCAAGGUGCGCGACUGGAAGACCAUGCUUGCUCUCCGGGUUUUAAGCACUCGGAUCAGAGAAGUCAUUGCCCAGGCACUCAAGACGCCGAAGAAAGAACUCUCCGCGGAUCAUAGGCAGUGGCUUGGUCUAUUUUUACAAGUCCUAGAGGCAAAAAAGAAACCAGACAGCUCGGAAUACAUAACGAUGUGA
Messenger RNA from Trichophyton verrucosum HKI 0517, 234 nucleotides. RefSeq lists its product as uncharacterized. The transcript has a single exon. Lineage: Eukaryota; Fungi; Ascomycota; Eurotiomycetes; Onygenales; Arthrodermataceae. The record is from RefSeq and is a predicted model, not a curated record. The coding region runs from base 1 to 234 and encodes 77 amino acids.